Messenger RNA from Poecilia reticulata (guppy), 1922 nucleotides. It is a transcript of the gene tbc1d20, whose product is annotated as TBC1 domain family, member 20. The record is from RefSeq and is a predicted model, not a curated record. Gene Ontology annotation, cellular component: endoplasmic reticulum membrane. Gene Ontology annotation, molecular function: GTPase activator activity. Gene Ontology annotation, biological process: endoplasmic reticulum to Golgi vesicle-mediated transport; positive regulation of GTPase activity. NCBI's taxonomy places the organism in Eukaryota, Metazoa, Chordata, Actinopteri, Cyprinodontiformes, Poeciliidae.
UAAGGAGCUGACUCCGCCACUCAGCUGGAGCAGACGUCAUCAUUCAUUCUUAGCAGGGAAGCUAACGCUGAUGCAGAUCACUUCCGCCAGUGUAAACAUGUAGCGGUUUCUGCGGUUCUUGCGUUAUAUUCCUUCCAGCCAGCGGUCUAAAGAACUGAUGGCUCUUUUAGUGGAAGUAUCGUUUGUAGAACCAGACCAGUGCGGUGCCAGCUUGGUUACUAGCUAACACAAUAGCAAGACAACUGUCAGGGGCCGUGUCUUUAUGAAGGCUACCGUUGCUAACAACGGCUAUCUACUACAGCAAGUAUAAGAACUGUAACGGGGGUUAGUCAACCGAAAAAUGUCAAGAGAUGAUUUGCAAUAAGAACUCACCAAGAAGAGGAGAAAAAUGAGGACGACUAGAAGUGAUCGCUCGCCGUCGCCGAUGAAUGGAAAGCAAGACUGGGAAACCAAACGGAAACGGAAAAUAGCAGACAUCACCCAGGCCCUUAGCGUGGAUCCAGUGGACGUAGCAACGCUGAGGAGGAUGGCAAUCAGUGAGGGGGGACUGCUGACUGAUGAGAUUCGCUGUCAGGUCUGGCCCUGGCUCCUCAACAUCCCCCCUCACCUUUUGGAUCAAGAACCUGAAAAAGUAGAGCGGGAAAACAAUAAGGAUUACAACCAGGUCUUGCUGGAUGUUCAGCGUUCACUACGAAGGUUUCCACCUGGUAUGCCAGAUGAGCAGAGAGAGGGUCUUCAGGAAGAACUAAUUGACAUAAUCCUGAGAGUUCUGCAACGUAAUCCCCAGCUGCACUAUUACCAGGGAUACCAUGACAUUGUUGUCACCUUCUUGUUGGUCGUGGGGGAGCGCCUGGCAACUGUUCUAGURGAAAAACUCUCCACACAUCACCUCAGGGACUUCAUGGACCCCACCAUGGACAACACAAAACACAUUCUUAAYUAUCUGAUGCCUAUUAUCGAAAGGGUCAACCCUGAGGUGCAGGACUUCAUGCAGCAGGCUGAAGUGGGCACAGUCUUUGCUCUCAGCUGGCUGAUAACCUGGUUUGGCCAUGUGCUCUCUGAUUUCCGUCAUGUUGUACGGUUGUAUGACUUCUUCCUGGCCUGCCAUCCACUGAUGCCAAUCUAUUUUGCGGCUGUGAUUGUGCUGCACCGGGAGGGGGAGGUGUUGGACUGUGAAUGUGAUAUGGCAAUGGUCCAUCACCUGCUGUCUCAGAUUCCCCAGGAUCUGCCAUACGAGACACUGAUCAGCCGAGCUGGAGACCUCUUUGUCCAGUUUCCUCCCUCUGAACUGGCCAGAGAGGCAGCUGCACAUGAAAGCAUGGCGACUUCUACCUUUAAGGACUUUGAGCUUGCAUCUACUCAGCAACGGCCGGACACAGUUCUCCGUCGCAGACGCAGACAAAAGCAGGGUUCUCCAGAGAGCUCGACAGCGAACCCUGUCAUGACUGUGGCACAACCUUCAACUGCCCGGCGCUUUGUCAGAUUGGCAGUCAUGGGUCUGACUGUGGCUUUAGGGGCAGCAGCUCUUGCUGUGGUUAACACAGCUCUGGAGUGGGCCCCCAAGCUGGACUUGUUUCCUUGAGCUGCCCUAAAACCAACAUGACAUAUUUUCUCUCCUUGACUGGUGGAUCCUUUCCUAGAACCCUCUGAACACUUUUGGAGUCUAACACUGUCUGGAGAGUGCUAACUAAGCUGAACAUCUUAACACUCCUCUGUUGUUGUCAAGGAUGCGACCAAACAUYCCGCUCUGAGAGGAGUUCAUAAGUCCGUGGCAAUUUAUGAAUCCUUAAAAGGGCGUGUAGGUUUAAAAGCUGCUGGCGCUCCUAAAUGAAGAAAUUCUCCAUGUUAAAAUGAAGAAAAUAUUUCCAAGGAAUGUUGUUAAUUGUGUCAUAAUUAAAGUUUAUUUAUAUUUUGUAAUAGGA